AAAUAAUCGGGUUCAACCACUCUAGAGUUCAGUUUGGAGGAUAACGUUUCGCGAAGUGGAACAGUCAAUUUGAAGAGUUUCGAUAGUUUAACUGCCCCACCGCCGCCAUGCCUAACAUUCGUUCGUUGUGUUCGGAGCUUGCGCAGAAAGCCAAGGACGAACUCAACGAAGUUCCGGAGCGACUUGACGAGGACCUGGCAGCACUGCGAGCAUGGUUGGCCAAGUGCCCGCACCUUAAGAUCCGUUCGGAUGACCAGCAUCUGGUGAUGUUCCUGCGUGGAGCCAAGCACAGUCUGGAACGUGCCAAAGAGAAAAUUGAUUUGUACUACACUCUCCGGACUGCUCUGCCGGAACUGAUGCGGAACCGAAAUCCAUUCGAUCCGAAGAUGGCAGCGUUGAUGCGAAUGGGAUCGGCCGUUCCACUGCCAAAUACGGAAGGACCUGCUAGCCCAAGAAUCGUUCUUAUACGGCCAGGCUUGUACGAUCCAGCCCAGUACACCAUCCAGGAUGUAUUCCGGUAUAAUUCGAUGAUGAGUGAUAUCAUGAUGAUGGAGGACGAUCAACUUGGAAUCGCCGGACAAGUUGGCAUUCUCGACUUGGCAAACACUACGAUGGCCCACUUCCUGCAGUUCAGUCCGACCUUUGUCAAGAAGGUUACCAUGCUGUCCCAGGAAGGUUCACCGCUUCGAUUGAAGGGCUUCCACUACAUCAACACUCCGUCCGGAUUUGAAAUGGUCUACAAUCUGUUCAAGAACUUCCUCAACGAAAAGAACCGAACUCGGCUCCACGUGCACGGUAGCAACAUGGAGUCGCUGUACGAGCACAUCCCGAAGCGGCUGCUGCCGAAGGAGUACGGCGGUGAGGCGGGCCCCAUCCAGGACGUGGUGGACACGUGGGUCAAGAAGAUCGAGGCCAACGCGGACUACUUCAAGCAGGAGGAGCAGUACGACACGGACGAGAAGCGACGCCCGGGAAGGCCCAAGAACGCGGAGAGUCUGUUCGGCAUUCAGGGGUCGUUCCGGAAGCUGGAGGUGGAUUGAAUGCUUUUUGGUUGAAAUAAAAAGAAAAAGGGUGGUUUAUGGA
Culex pipiens pallens (northern house mosquito) is the source of this 1083-nucleotide messenger RNA. Its product is annotated as alpha-tocopherol transfer protein-like. NCBI's taxonomy places the organism in Eukaryota, Metazoa, Arthropoda, Insecta, Diptera, Culicidae. The record is from RefSeq and is a predicted model, not a curated record. The transcript has 3 exons. Bases 108 to 1040 code for a protein of 310 amino acids. Gene Ontology annotation, molecular function: phosphatidylinositol bisphosphate binding. Gene Ontology annotation, cellular component: membrane.